Molecule: messenger RNA, 801 nt
Organism: Ficedula albicollis (Collared flycatcher)
Lineage: Eukaryota; Metazoa; Chordata; Aves; Passeriformes; Muscicapidae
Gene: MDFI
Product: MyoD family inhibitor
Exons: 4
Coding region: 1-720 (239 amino acids)
Source: RefSeq, a predicted model, not a curated record
AUGGAGCUGCAGCGGGGUGAGCAGCUGCGGAGUGAUGCAGCCCGAAUCCCCCGCGGUGCCCAGUGUGCUCCAGGGAUGAGCUGGGGAGUCAGAGCUCGGGAAUCAGAGCUCGGGGCGGUGUCUGGGGGUCCGGAGGUGGCUGAGCCCUCGCUGCCUCCCCCGAGGCAAAUCCCAGCGCUGCCACUCGCCCGCCCCGCGGUGCCCAAGAAGGAGAAAACCCUGGAAGACGAGAAAUCCCCAGCGGCGCUGACCAAAGCCCCCCGGGCCGAGCUCUGCGGCGCUCCCGAAGCUGUGACAUCCCCGGGCGGCGCCCACGGGGAGGCGGGGAACGGGAGCUGCCGAGCCGUGCAGAAACCGCCCCGAAAGCUGCAGCCGCACCACUCCAUCCACAGCCAGAGCAGCAAGAAGAGCAAGGGCAGCUCCAAGUCGCCCUCUUCACACAUCCCCAUUGAGGCGCAGGAAGACUGCUGCGUCCACUGCAUCCUCUCCUGCCUCUUCUGCGAGUUCCUGACCCUCUGCAACAUCGUGCUGGACUGUGCCACCUGCGGCUCCUGCACCUCCGAGGACUCCUGCAUCUGCUGCUGCUGCUGCAACUCGGGCGAGUGCGCGGACUGCGACCUGCCCUGCGACAUGGACUGCGGCAUCAUCGACGCCUGCUGCGAGUCCGCCGACUGCCUGGAGAUCUGCAUGGAGUGCUGCGGGCUCUGCUUCUCCUCCUGAGGGGCCGCUCUGGGCCGGGGGAGCCGCGCUGGGACCCCCCAGGCUCCGGCCGGUCCUUGGAGCUGGCGGAGGAGGAGAGAA